Rhipicephalus sanguineus (brown dog tick) is the source of this 1398-nucleotide messenger RNA. RefSeq names its product solute carrier family 22 member 16-like. NCBI's taxonomy places the organism in Eukaryota, Metazoa, Arthropoda, Arachnida, Ixodida, Ixodidae. The coding region runs from base 1 to 1398 and encodes 465 amino acids. Gene Ontology annotation, molecular function: transmembrane transporter activity. Gene Ontology annotation, biological process: transmembrane transport. The transcript has 2 exons. The record is from RefSeq and is a predicted model, not a curated record. Gene Ontology annotation, cellular component: membrane.
AUGUCCGACGGUUCAAACGGGGUAAGCGAAGAAGACAACAGGACCGCAGUUCCUUGUCAUGAGUGGGACUACUACAUCGCAAACAAGGCAGACAGCAUCGUGAGCCGCUUCGACCUAGUUUGCGACCGAAAGUAUCUCUAUGACCUGUCCUCGCUCGCGCCUAUCAUCGGUUCCGCCCUCGUGGCGCCGCUGCUCGGCUUGGUAUCAGACCGCGCGGGCAGGAAGCCGGUGAUGAUAGCAUGCGCGUUCGCCCAGCUCUUCGCCACCAUCGGAUGCAGCUUCUCGGAGACGUACUCGUUCUUCAUCUUCACCCGGUGCCUGCUCUUCGUAGCGACCGACGUCACCUUUCUCAACACAUUUAUCUUGAUCCACGAGGUCACUGGAAACGCACACCGCACUACGUUCACUAUCCUCGACACUGCAGUACCGGCCAUCAUAGUCCCUCCGCUGAUGCACGCGCUGUCUCUCCUCGAACCGCGCUGGGUGCUGGCCCAGGCGCUCCCCGUCCUUGGAGGCGUCAUGCUUGCGGCUUGGUGCUGUCUGCAGGAGGAGUCGCCCACCUGGCUCAUCGCCACACGACACAUCGCUAGAGCCGAGAAAGCGGUACUGCUGGCAGCCAAGGAAAACGGCGUGGACGUGGCAAAGGCCCGGGCGACAUUUACGGUCAUCAAGGAACAAUUGUACAAGUUGGACGAUGAUUCCCCCAAUGCGGCUACAAUGGAGCGCGUAUUGGAGGCUGUUAAGACGCGACGUCGCGCAAUAUCCGCCCUUCUGGCCAGGUUCGCUUUGGACGCCACAUUCAUCGGCGUCACCAUUAGCGACGUGACCACAGGGAUUUUCUGGGAGGUGGCACAUGUCAUCGCGUUUGCGGGCUACGUGGCUUCCAUCUGCGUUUGCAUACGGCGAUACGGUGUAAGGGGGACUCUGUCCAGUCUACUGGUCAUCCUGAGUGGCUUCUGCGUUCUAAAAACGCUGGCGAUCAUCACCGGUCAACAUACGUUGGCGCUCUUUGUGCACGCAGGUUUGAAAGUGGCCGUGUCCGGCGCAAUGGCCGUCACGCUUUGCUACACGGCAGAGACGUUUCCAACGGCUGUGCGGAACGUCGGCAUCAGCCUAGCCCACCUCGCCGGGGGCGUGGGCAACGUCGUAGCCAUUGCCGUCAUACUUCUCACCGAACCACACGCCGGUCAUGUGUUUUAUGCUCUGUCGGCCUUCAUGGUUCUGCUAAGCGUCGCGGCGAUACAAUGGCUUCCCAAGGUCUAUAUUCAAAGACCGCCACGGGCGGGAUCGCUUGCCUCGUUGAGCGUCCAGGAACAAAAAGCGGCACUCAUAGCAUCGCUGAACUCUGGGACUCGUGGCCACAGGCACAGGGAAAGCAAAUAUUCGGUUGCGCAUUGA